CCUUCGUCUUUCUUCCACUCCCACUUUGUUUUCCACAUCCUUCCUCCCAUUCCCCCUCAUCUCUUUUUCCUCCACAUCAUGGCAACUCUCUCGCUCCAGCAUACUCUCCCAAAGCUGCCUGUUCCCACCCUGGAGGAGACCCUGGCGAAAUACCUUUACUCCAUCGAACCUCUCACCACACCCGAGGAGCUCGAGCGCAACAAGACCCUCGCCAAGGACUUUCUCAAGCCAGGUGGACUUGGCCGGACCCUGCAGCAGCGUCUCCUUGAUGUCGAUCGCGCUGCCCCAAACAACUGGCUGGAUGAUACGUGGUGGAUCAGCAAAGCGUACCAUGAGUGGCGGGAACCAUUGUUGGUCAACUCGAACUGGUACAUCUUGAUGAGAAACGACCUCAACCAUCCAAAGGAUUUCCACCCCACGGCUGAAAACCCCGCCUACACAACCUUCCAGGUGAAGCGCGCAGCUCAUGUCGCCCAGCAAUUGCUCGAUUACACCGAAACCCUGUACAGUCAAAAUGUUCCUGUGGAAAAGACGAGAAGCGGUCCGUUGUGCAUGCACCAAUAUACGCAGUUGAUGGGCAUCACGCGUAUUCCUCAGCAUGGAUGCGACAGGCUUGCGUACACGCCCUUUCCCUCGCCAUCAAAGCAUAUUGUGCUGAUCAUUGAGGACCAGCUCUUCAAGAUUGACGUCUACACGGGCGAUGGCAAGCGCUUCCUGGACGGUGACAUGGAGAGGCAAUUUCUGAACGCCAUCAAGCAGCUCAAGCAGAUCAAGACCUCCGCUCCUGUCGGCCUCUUGACCUGCGACCACCGUGACGCCUGGACUGUUGCGCGUGAACAUCUCGUGGUCCUGGAUCCCAAAAACCGCGAAUCCCUUCAGGUGAUCGAGGACGCCCUCUUCUGUGUGACCCUCGACUCCGCCGCCGAGGCCACCAAGGCCGACCGCGGUAACGAUUUCGCAGAAUGGGCCAAAUUCGGCAUGCACGGUCAUGGUGGACAUAAUCGCUGGUGUGACAAGUCUAUGAACAUGAUCUUUGAACGCGACGGCAAAUUUGUCUGCCAUGGCGAGCACUCGCCCUGCGACGCCUUGAUCCCGGCCUUGAUCAUGGACAUCAUUGUCCGCAAACCCACAGACUUAAACGCCCCCGCGACUAAUAACCCCACGCUCGCAGCACCCCAACACUUGGCCUUCGUGACCGACACCAAAACACAGGAGCACCUCAAGGCGGCGUCGGCAACGAUCGAGAAAUUGUCGAAGAACAGUGAUUGCGGCAUCGUUUACUUUGACGAGUACGGCUCGGAUUAUGUCAAGAAAGUUGUCAAGACCUCGCCGGACGCUUAUCUCCAGAUGGCGCUCCAGCUCGCAUACUUCAAGCAGAUGGGCGAAUCCUGUGCGACUUACGAGACCGGUUCUACGCGUCAGUUCCGUCAUGGACGCACCGAGACUACCCGAUCACUCAGCACCGACAGCAAGGCCUUCUGCGAGGCCAUGGAGAAUCCCUCUGUCAAGCCCGAGGAGAAGAUGAAGCUCCUCCGCGCCGCCAUUGCUGCUCAUCAGCAGUACCAAAAGGACGCCGCGAACGGCAAGGGAUGCGAUCGUCACCUGCUUGGUCUUCGUCUCUGCCUCCAACCAGGCGAGACCCACGACUUGUUCCAGGAGCCGGUCUUUGCAAAGAGCGGGGCCUUUUUGCUGUCGACCUCGGGUCUGUUUGCUGGAGACAACUUUGUCGGCACAGGAUUCGGAGCCAUGUACCCUGACGGAUAUGGUAUCAACUAUUUGGCAGGAGGCAAGACGCUGAAGUUUGGAGUCGAGUCCAAAUUCGAGAGCAAGGUCACGAGCACGAGGAAGUUUGGAGAGUUCUUGAGACAGGCUCUUAGGGAUAUGAGGACCGUCGUCGAGCAGAACUUGCCCGAGGACCAGCGCAAGGUUGCCGCCAAGUUGUAAAAAAAAAAAGAAAAGAAAAAAAAAGGGCUAAUCGUCUUCUUGGAUGGCAGACAAAUAAUUUUGUAUGUAGGAGUUAAUCUCCCUUGUUAUCUGACAUUUUGUUGACCGACGGUAGUCUUUAGAGAAGCGGAUGAAAAAAAUAAAUAGUUCGCCAGUACAAUUCAG
Gamsiella multidivaricata is the source of this 2109-nucleotide messenger RNA. RefSeq names its product acyltransferase ChoActase/COT/CPT. The record is from RefSeq and is a predicted model, not a curated record. NCBI's taxonomy places the organism in Eukaryota, Fungi, Mortierellomycota, Mortierellomycetes, Mortierellales, Mortierellaceae. The transcript has 4 exons. Gene Ontology annotation, molecular function: acyltransferase activity. Bases 79 to 1944 code for a protein of 621 amino acids.